AUGGCUCCAAAGACCAUCAUCUUCGUACGCCACGGCGAGUCCGAGUACAACAAGGCCAUGCGCGAGACUGGGGAGGAUCCGUUCCUCCGAGAUGCCAAGCUCACAGAGCGUGGCCGCGCCCAGGCUGCAGCUGCGCGGCCCCAGUUGCAAAAGCUCCGCGAGGAAGCAGGGGGCACCGCUGGUUGGUUGCUUCUGAGCUCACCGCUGCGUCGCGCCCUUGACACCGCCGCAGGAAUUUGGCCGGAAGCCUUCCAUGUGGAGGAGGGCACCCGCUUUGAGAUCUGGCCGGAACUUCGUGAAGUCGUGACCGGCUGUGAUGACCUGGGCUCUACACCUCGACAACUCCACGGUGCCUACCCUCACCUGGCAGCUCUACUCAGCACGUUGCCCGAGGUGUGGUGGACCAUCCCGCCUGCCUAUCGGGAUGUGCCUGUAGAGGGCGAUGCCUUGCGGGAUGCGUAUCAGAAUGAUCCCGAUGCCUUCGAAGAGGCGGACGAGGCUGCUUUCCCAGCCCGCGUGGCGGAGCUGCUGCGCAAGCUCGCCUCUGUGCGGGAGGAUCGAGUCGUCGUCGUCGCACACUGCGACCUAAUUGGGGAGCUGACAGAGCAGAUGGGCUUGAAGGAGAAGAAGGCGUCUGGCAAAAUCCGCAAAGGAUGGUGGCUUAGCAACUGCGAGUGCCGCCUUCUUCCAGGCUUCGAGUUCAAGGAUGCCUAA
Molecule: messenger RNA, 714 nt
Organism: Symbiodinium natans
Lineage: Eukaryota; Dinophyceae; Suessiales; Symbiodiniaceae
Source: the annotation of a GenBank genome assembly